UGGAGGGAGAAACAGUGAAAUACGCAAACAGCAUUUAAACAAAGGGACAAAUGGCAGCAACAAGCGAGCUACGCAUCGAUUCGCUUCUCUCCGGUUUUGAUCAAAUUUGCGAGGAUUUCAAGAGGAGAAUCGAAGAGAUUCAGUUUCUGAAAUCAAAUUGGAAUGCAGAAAUAAAGAGAAGAGAAGCUCUUGAAUUCACUUGUGACUCUCUAAAACAAGAAUCCUUAAACAAUUUGGCUGAGCAGCUUGAAAAUCGUGCCAUAUGCCAGAGAUUGAAAGAACUCCAGAGAAGGAAUGAUGAAUAUCAGAGUAAAGAAGAGGAACACAGGAAGGCUGUGGAAUUGCUUAAGAAAGACCAUCUAAAGGAAGUUGGGGAUCUGGAGGCUAAAGUCAGAGGUCUUCUACUUGAAAAAGCAACAAAUGAAGCUACCACAAGUCAGCUGCAAAAGGAUUUAGCAACACAAAAAGACCAAGUGCAAGUGCUAUCAAAAAGGCUAGAUCAACUACAUUCUGACAAGGAAUCAGAAUAUCUUCUUGAGAUUUUGGACUUAAAAGAUUGUCUGCUGGUUGAACAAGAAGAGAAAAAUGAGUUGAAUAAGAAACUGAAGGAUGUGGAAAAGGAAUUGUUGAUCAGCAGAAUGAAGCUUGUGGAACAACAGGGAGAUUCAGCUUCCAAUCGGCAAGUUGAAACACUUAAGCUGAAGAUUAUGAAACUAAGAAAGGAGAAUGAGAUCCUUAAAAGGAAGCUCUCCUCCGUACAAGAGUCUUAGAGGUGCAGUAUCUCAAACUAUGCCAUCAUCCCACCUAGUGACCGUCUAUAUUCAAUAGAGAUGCUGCCCGGAGAAAGAUUAGACUAUUUUUAUAGGGUCUUAGAUAUGGCAUAUUGGGAAAAGCUUAGACCUCUUAUAAACUUAAAAGUAACUACACCACCAGAUGUGUAUAGAUGGGCCCUUUACCAUUUCUUUGGUAUCAUAUUGGAUGAGCAUUAGUUCUUCAAUGUCGAGAACUGUUGAGUUAUAGUCUUGUCCUUCCAGGCUGCUCACUGUUAAGUAGUAACCUUGGGUCUGAGAUCACUGAUUCAGUUGAUGUUGUGUUGCUGUAAAUUUAAUGUAGAUUACACUUACUUGAUUUUGGCUCCUUUGCUGUUUUUUUCACUGUUCAAUUUGGGAACUGAUUUGAAGUGGGAAAUAACUUUAAGAGUUGAAAACAACCUUUUGUAAUCUAGUUGGGAGGUAGGAGUGAAGCUUGAGCUUUGCUCCAUUAUAAAAUCCCAACUCAGCCUAGUUUGCAACUUGUGGCUGGGAUGGCUUGAUUAAGUACUGGUGAGCAACCUCUUGUCUGAUGAUAAUUUUAGGUGGAUAACUCUGUUUUUGCUUCAAUUUUUAUAUGUUUAUAUUUUGCUAUUGCUAAUCCCAUCGCAAAUGAUUAUAUAAUAAGACCAAUGGGUAAAUAUGUCAAAAUGGUUCAACUUUUGGUUAAUUUUUGUAAUAGGAAAUCCACUUUUAUUAAGCUUUAGGCAAAAUCCACCUGUAAUUGCAUGUGAUAGCCUGAAUGUUUAAUUUAACCCAUCUCUCUCUGCAUUGGUUCUUUUUUUUUUUUUUUGAGCCAGAAGAUCCUUUCUCACUAAGGAUCACAUGUUUAAUAUAAGCAUUCCUAAAACCAUAGAAUGAUUGUGGCUUUAAAGUUUCUGCAGUAUAUCAAAGACUAAUCAUGCUUGUUCUUGUUCUGGUUCAAAUCCCCAGUUGGUGGGAUCAUUGUGGAAACUAAUCCAUUAUCAAUUCUAUGAUCUAGGUUUAAAUAUUACUAUCUUGAUGUUUAUGGACAUCACUUUGUUGCUUUUUCUCCUUUCUUCUUUUCUUUCUUUUAUCAUUAAGCUGUCCAUAUAUUAAAAGUGUGAAAAGUAGUUAGUGCUUCCAGUGUUUGUCUUCUGUACAUAUCUUUUACCUUUCUUUUGGGUUCUCUGCACCCUGCUCCCAAGUGAUAGUUUUAUUUUUUAUUUUUUUAUUUUUUUUCACUAUUUUACAAACUAUGCUAUUUUUCCAUUAAAGAAAGAAAUGCAGAGAUAAAAUGGCAUGCUUAUGUAAUCAAUUUUCUGGCUCAGCUCUUUGCUCUUGGCAUGCUACUUGUUUUUGAUGAAGUUUUCAUUUAACUCCACAAAUCUUAAAUUAUAUGAUAUUUAUGUGUAAUCUUGAAUGGGUUAAUACUGCUUUUCUACUGCUGUUUUUUAAUGUUACAGAAAUUUGAUUAGUUUCUUUACCAAUUUCUGAGUACCAUUUGAAUUUUUCUAAGUUUGGUUUUGGGACUUUAGGUAGGCUUUUUUAUUCUACAGAUGAAUGUCCAACAAUUCCUUUUCAAACAGGCUGGCCUACAAUCGCUUCUGUGGCAUUUUUUAAAAUAUAUUUGGUCGUCUGCAUGAGUUUUAUGGUGCAUCAAUGCAAUGCCCAAGAAAGUUUGCCGAGUCUGGUUUGUUCAGAGGAAUAGGAAAGAACAGCAAAUAGCAUUUGUUUCUUGGUAGUUAAGUUGGGGCAGGGGGUGGGGAAGAGUUCUGAACCUGGGACUCAUUUUUUAGAGGAAAGAUGUGGAUACCAUUGAGGCAAUUCCUUAGAAAUGAAAGAAAGAUGUAAGUUAAGGCAAUGCCUCGGCCAUUUGUUAGAGCCUGAAUUGAACAGAUGCAAGCAGGACAAGUGACAUGGAAAGGGGCUGGGAAUGUUAUCCGAUUCUUAUUUGUUUGCCUAACUGCCUUAUGCUAUUUUGCAUGGGGAGCUACCUUGCAGUAAAACUAGCUUCAAAGUCUUUUAUAGUUGUUCACAUAGUUGUUAGAUAGUUUUAUUUAAUGUGUUAUUAGCUUUAAAAAUCAAUAAGUGCCCAUAAAAUCUGCUCAUGACUAUAGGCUAACUUCUGUCACUUGGUUUGCAAGGACUAGUUUUGUUUUUCAGACACAUUCGAAUGAGAAGACUGGAGGAGGCAAGCCAUGCAGUUCAACUGCUGGACUGCGAAAGCUGAAAGGAAAGGACAU
This is a messenger RNA of Durio zibethinus, 3016 nucleotides long. The record is from RefSeq and is a predicted model, not a curated record. NCBI's taxonomy places the organism in Eukaryota, Viridiplantae, Streptophyta, Magnoliopsida, Malvales, Malvaceae.